AUGCCUUCAGCCAACGGCUCCGUUGCGCUCGCAUCGCGUUCACCUCCAAUCGUCUUGUCCCCAGCCUUUGCCGACGUGUCAGGUUCCUCGUCCAACCAUGCUCGCAAUGGAAAGGCCCCCAUGACCAACGGCACCAGCAAAAUCUCUACUGCAAGCCACCGUAUCGGAGACUUAACGGAACUCCUCAUCGACGUCAAGGCGCUCACCAAGCUGUGCAACCUGGGCGCAUCAGAAGCCGCUCAGCUCGGAGCCUUUCUCGUCGACAGCUACAAAAUCCUGAAUGAACAGCAAACCCGCCGCAUCGCAGCCGCCGCAAAGAUCAUUGACGAAGUCGAGACUAUGAAACAGGCACACAACCUUCUCGACAACAACGUCGUCAACCACUACGACCGCUUCGUCCGUGAACUGGAGGAAGCCGAGACUGCCAUGUACGACGGACACAAGAUAGUUAUGUACAUAGAUGCCACAAAGAGCAUCAGGUUGGCCCGGGAGAACGCCGAUUUCGCCAAGAAUCUGCGCACAAAGAUCGAGAGGUUGGAUGAUGAGUACAAGGCUAAAAAAGACGAGAUUGUGGCUGCGAGGGAUGAGAUGAUUGAUAUUAUGUAUGGUGCUGUUAUGCGGUGCGUCGUGGUGGGUCCUGGUGCUGUCGAGAGUGAGAAUGAUAAGGGUAGGUUGUUGAGUUCAUUCUUGCGCUGA
Messenger RNA from Alternaria rosae, 696 nucleotides. RefSeq lists its product as uncharacterized. The record is from RefSeq and is a predicted model, not a curated record. The transcript has a single exon. Bases 1 to 696 code for a protein of 231 amino acids. Lineage: Eukaryota; Fungi; Ascomycota; Dothideomycetes; Pleosporales; Pleosporaceae.